AUUUUUUAAAAUUUAUUCCUAUUGUCCAUUUUAAUGACAAAUGAUAUUAAAAUAGCGAGACCACGUUACGUGUGGGUUGGACUUCAUUGUUGCUUCCUCCGUGUGAAACGCAGCCAUAGCUUAAGAGCUUUUAAUGUUUUGAUAAAAACAAAUAUCUUCAACCCACUUAUAGACACAGAUAUUAAUGAGACACAUGACAGGUUUUAUAGGUACCUUAACCUUAGGAGUAAACAUACAUAUAUACAUUUUGAUUUCCAACUGCACAUACUCCCCCACAGAAGCAAAAACUUAAUUGUUUUUGGGCUUUCUCUUUCUCUUUGACCUCGAUGCUCAUCCAUUCCGCCGUGCAAUCCGGUUAGGAUCACAAGGUCAGGUUUAUCCUUGCAUAUCCUCGGAUUAGACUUCUUGGUAUCCUUGGUUUGAGCUGACAGGCUAUCCUUUGCCGAUAAUUAAGGUCAGUGUGCGGGAUUUACCUGCUAGCGCAUACCCUCGAAUAGUGGCUACGAGAUGCAGGUUCUGGAGGAUACGACAGACACUACUGUCCUGAGUUAUUGGUUGAACUGGAGGGUGUUUAUGUGUUGGCUACUGCUCAUGAUGUCUGUGUUUAUUGCGUUCAUUCUAUUAUGGAAGUAUGAAUAUUCAGGCGAUGAUGAUGAUGAUUCUACAUCGGAUAGUAAGGCGGAAUGUUGGCAUUUAUGGUUUAAUGAAGCUUGGAGGCCAUGCGUGAAAGAAGUACACCCAAUUUGGUUGAUGGCAUUCAGAUUAGUUUCUUUCUUUUUACUUGUAACAGCACUCACUUCUAACUUUGUUGUUUAUGGGAGCAGCUUAUUUUUCUAUUAUACUCAGUGGACUUUUACUUUGGUUACCAUGUACUUUGGGUUUGGAUCACUGCUUUCUAUAUACGGAUGCUACCAGUAUAGCAAAGAAAGCAACGAUUUUAUUGAUCAUAAGUGGAUGGAUGAGAAGCAAGGAUUAGAUACGCCUCUUAUAGGCACCGGAUUUUCAAAUGGAAUCAAAAGACUUGUUGAUUACCCAAACCCACAAUUUGUUCCAAAAAGUGCAGGGCUGUGUGGCUAUCUUUGUCAAGUUCUCUUCCAGAUGACUGCCGGAGCUGUGAUGCUUACAGAUCUAGUUUAUUGGUUCUUCAUUUUUCCUGCUCUGAAUGAUCAUGGCGUGUCGUUUUUGACAGUGGUUUCACAUACACUUAAUACCUUGUUUCUUGGUGAUGCAGCACUGAAUUGCUUGCCAUUCCCAUGGUUCAGGAUUGCUUAUUUUAUUUUCUGGACUGCUGCUUAUGUCAUAUUCCAGUGGUUUGUUCAUGCCUUUGAAUCAGUUUGGUGGCCAUACCCAAUUCUUGACUUAUCAUCAGAAUAUGCCCCACUCUGGUACUUGUUGGUGGCAAUGAUGCACAUCCCCUGCUAUGGUUUUGUUGCGAUGCUUAUUGGAGUGAAGAAAAUUGUAUUGUCCAGAUGCUUCCCCACCCAUGUUGCCUUUUCUGAUAAAAUCCAAACCUCAUUUCAGUCACCUUGUUGAAUAUCCAUCCUACUGGGAAUGUAUUCCUUUAUUUCUUGUGUACUUUUCAGCUGUCUUCUUGAAAUCUCAUUGGAAGAAAGAAAGUGUGCGUGUGAUUCUUUUAGAAUAUAUACAUGGUGACGGCACAGUUUUUUGUACAAGUAUUUGCAAAAUUCAAUAAUGUGGGAUUAUUUUAUUUUAU
Molecule: messenger RNA, 1714 nt
Organism: Ipomoea nil (Japanese morning glory)
Lineage: Eukaryota; Viridiplantae; Streptophyta; Magnoliopsida; Solanales; Convolvulaceae
Exons: 9
Coding region: 508-1533 (341 amino acids)
Cellular component (GO): membrane
Source: RefSeq, a predicted model, not a curated record